AUGAUGCAGGAAUACUUAUCAGAGAUCACCGCGUACUGCAAAGGUGAUGUGUGGAGGCCUCAGCUAGAUAUCGAGAAGGAGCUGUAUGAUAAUACCAAGGACUGGGGCAACAAGGGUUAUCUGCCUGAGGGAUAUGUCAAUUUGGCAUCAACCCUCCAACAUGAGGCCAAACCAGUCACAAGCAUGGGCUAUUACAUCACAUCCGCGAUAAAGGCAACGACUGGUGCGAGUAUUCGAUUGGAGAAUUGUCGAGAAAAUUUAGAAGUGAAAGAGCGGAUCCAUCGUUUGAUUAACGAAAUACAUGCCGAUAUUUGCAAAUUUAUGCCGGUAUGGGAGGAAAAUAUGUUAAUCCGAGAACUUGUUUUGCCAUGCCCCGCGGAAAAUGACUAUAUCACGGACUUAGAGAACUUCAUACAUAGAGAAAAUAAUUAUUUGGCUAGAGAGCUAAAUAGGAAGUUCCCGACUGGUUCACCAGAAUUUCUAGAUGCUUUAACGCUCCUGAAAGAAGAUGCCCAGCGCGAAAAACGACUACAGACUUACCGUCGUGAAGAUGCAGAGUCAGACGCAUGCAUCACAGAGCUAGAUAAGAUCGAGGCUCAAAAUUGGCCAACAUCUAACUUCUGA
Sclerotinia sclerotiorum 1980 UF-70 is the source of this 624-nucleotide messenger RNA. RefSeq lists its product with no specific name. The coding region runs from base 1 to 624 and encodes 207 amino acids. The record is from RefSeq and is a predicted model, not a curated record. The transcript has 2 exons. NCBI's taxonomy places the organism in Eukaryota, Fungi, Ascomycota, Leotiomycetes, Helotiales, Sclerotiniaceae.